GUGUGGUUCCAAAACCGGAGGGCCAAAUGGAGAAAAAAGGAAAACACGAAGAAAGGUCCAGGAAGGCCAGCACAUAAUGCCCACCCUCAGACGUGUUCGGGAGAUCCUAUACCUCCAGAAGAGAUCGAAAAGAGGGAUCGUGACCGAAGAGAAAAGAAACUCAGAAAACAGCUAGAACGCCAAGCUAAACGGUUGCAACAGGCUAAAGUGAAGCCCGGUGUAAAUGUCGCUAGUCUUAGCGAGGCUAUCUACCAAACACUAAGUGAACUCCGACACAUCAAUGAUCGAAAAGAACCUCGAGACCUAGUAGGCGCAGAGACUUAUGUGCUUCUGGGCACGAUGGGCUUUGAUGUCGUGGAUGCCAUGAAUCGAUCCAGUAAGAGUCAGCAGUCACAGCAGCAGCAUAAUCACUGCAGCAACAGUGGCAGCAGUAGUCUGGGAGACGUUAAUGUUUGUUCCUUAGGUGACGACAACACCACCGAUGAAGAUGUUGCCGGCAACAACAACAGAAUCAGCGACUAUCAUCUCCACCACCGUCCUCAGCUGAUGGUCACUCAGAAAGUCAAUCCCUUCAGUAUUGAGAACAUCUUAGCUGAGGACAAAGUGGCCAGAAGUCGCCUUAUGGGAUCCUCAGCAGUCGGUCCUUAUGCAGUCACUCAACCGGUUGGUUUUCUGGUGAGAUCACAGCAUGAGGUGGGAAGUCCAAGUUCAUGCCAAUCCAGUGACGUCUCUCCAAGUGACUACAGUGCUCCAAGUAGCCCCGAUAGACCCACAACAGACUGUAAAAUUGGUGAUCCUGAGCAAUCCGAGUCUGAAUCUGAAGACGAUGGACCACCCGAGGGAGAAAUUGAACUCAGAUUACGACUGCAAGAAGGUGAAGACAGGAACGUUAUGGUCGUGCCAUGCAGUCCCCCACCCACUCACACCUCUGUAGUUAACGAUAAUAAUACUAACUUAAAGCACAAUAUUUCAACUGGUUCUAUGACACACAGGUUGUGAGAUUUAAUUGUAUUUUACGUUGGACGAAUACAUUCAUGUAUCAAUUAUGACCAAUCCCUCGGAUACAUGCUUUGUAUCCAAGACAGGCUGAAGAAUUAUUUCAUUUGGAAUAAUCAUUGAGCAUAUUUGUUUCACAUCUGACAUGUGAUUGGUUGAAAGACUGAUAAAAGAAAUUAAAGUUUCCGUGACUGGCAAAAAUAUGCAUUUCCACCAGAACUAAAUAAUUUCAAGUGUAAAUAAUAAGAAGAAUUAAUUGAAGAAGCGGAAAUACUUGUAUAGGUGCAUUUUUGUUCUUACAAAUGAUCUAGUUGAAUCAAAAUUGGGAAAAAAUUACAUACCAACAUUACAGUUAACGUAUGGAAUCUAGCUGAAAUGUUAACAUACUACUUACCAAAAUGUGAAAUAAUUGAACAAUAAGAUUGCAUAUUAAAUGUUAUUGCUUCGUAAUGAGAAAUUUGAAUAACAUAUUCAGAAAAAAGUAUUUUCGUUUUCUAAGGUAAAAUUCUGGUCAGUUAAAAAUGUAAAUCUGAAAUUCACUGACUAGCAUAUUAAAGUAAUAUUUCCAAAAAAGAUUACUUAAUUCUGUGCCUCUUCAAUAAACAAACUAUUAGAUUUGUAUAUAGGUUCUGAGUCAUAAUUUAUAUUAAAAAUAUCUUACGGUGCAAUCAUGAGAUUCACGACCAGCAAUGAAACCGGAAACGAGCCAUUUGACGAGGUUGAAAAAUGUGAAUUAUUUCCUACCACAUUCAUCAAGCCAAAAAUAUCUUCUUAAAAUUUAUUAUUUUAGGUUAUUCGAAAUUAAUUACAAGAAUUCGUAAGAUAUGCUUUUGAUGGACUUCUGUUUAAAUAUAUGUAUUUAUUAAAUAUAAAAUAAACAAAAAAAUUAUAACUGAAAUUAAUCAUCAGAAUUGACAAUGAUUAGUACCUCUUAGGAAUGUGUGUUUUCAUUCAAUGGACUUGUAAUUGAUUGUAUAAUAAAGUUAUAUAAUUGAAAGACCAUA
This is a messenger RNA of Stegodyphus dumicola, 2000 nucleotides long. RefSeq lists its product as uncharacterized. The record is from RefSeq and is a predicted model, not a curated record. NCBI's taxonomy places the organism in Eukaryota, Metazoa, Arthropoda, Arachnida, Araneae, Eresidae. Gene Ontology annotation, biological process: regulation of DNA-templated transcription. Gene Ontology annotation, molecular function: sequence-specific double-stranded DNA binding; DNA-binding transcription factor activity, RNA polymerase II-specific.